Cercospora beticola is the source of this 773-nucleotide messenger RNA. RefSeq names its product Mpv17/PMP22 family protein. Gene Ontology annotation, cellular component: membrane; cytoplasm. The record is from RefSeq and is a predicted model, not a curated record. Lineage: Eukaryota; Fungi; Ascomycota; Dothideomycetes; Mycosphaerellales; Mycosphaerellaceae.
AUGUCCAAAUUCGACCUCUCACCAGUCGAUCUGCUAUCGCCAACGAUAGAAGCGACCAUACUCAGUGGGGCGUCCGGACUGCUGGCGCAAGCAUUCACGGCAUACAAGCAGCAGCAUUUCUCCCUCGAUCUGAUCCAGAUUCUUCAAUUCAUCGUCUUCUCCGCCAUCACGACACCACCGAAUUAUGCCUUCCAGUACUUCCUCGAAGCCUCAUUUCCUGCCAGAACUGCAAUCGCCCCAGAGAAGCCUCAAGCCAAAGGCAAGGACGAGAAAAUAGCGCCAGUGCAAGACCGCCUGAGUAUCCGCAACACCAUCAUCAAGUUCUUCUUGGACCAAAGCAUAGCGGCCACAGUGAAUACCGCAAUGUAUAUCUGCUUGAUGGGUGGCAUCAAAGGACAUAGCUAUGAGUUCAUCAUGGAUGACCUUUACAGCAACUUCUGGUCACUCCUGUUUGCGAGCUACCGAUUCUGGCCUUUUGUUUGUCUGCUGAACUUCGCGGUCGUCCCGAUGAGGUAUAGGCCAUAUGUUGGCACGGCGGCUGGCAUGAUUUGGGGUAUCUUUUUGAGUCUGCGGCACAACCAAUUGGCUUGAAUAGAUCACUUUGGCGUGUAUAGAAUGGGCAUCUUCAUCGUAUGGCAAAACGCGCCGCCAUUGCGCUUCUCCUUUCUCAAGUCCGGCGCAUCAUUUCUGAGCUGGUCACGUUAUCUCCGCACAGGUUGCGCGUGGUGUUCCCACCUCUGAUGAUGGAGAUGGUCGGUGGUGGUUGCUCAGUG